AUGGCAGAACACAACAUAUCCUAUCCUGAAACUGCACAUGUGACAGUGCACAAGCUCCACAAGGCGGAGACUAUCGAGCCAUCGCAGGAGAUAUACACAUACCAGCCCCCAGCUCAACAGAGUCGUUCCGCGCGUCGACCAUGCUGGAAGCCUCGGAAAGGGCGAAAAAGGAUGAUAGUAAUCGCACUUGUUGUGACGCUAGUUACCUUCUUCUUGAGCUUGAUAGCAGGACCUACUCUAGGCUACAUUUACAGCCAGUAUCCUGACUAUGGGCACAUUGACUAUGUCCUGGUGGAUGAGUUCAGCAGACAUCCCUUCUUUGACAAUUUCUGGUACUUUACGGACGAGGACCCUACCCUGGGAUUUGUCGAGUAUGUCAACCAAACCACGGCUGAAACCAUGAGCUUGACUCAGGCCACGGAAUCUUCUGUGAUUAUCAGGGUGGACAACAAGACCAGUCACGCACCACGGGGGCGAAAGUCCGUCCGCCUUGAGUCUCGAAAAACGUAUCAUAGCGGUUUGUUUCUCUUUGACAUCAUCCAUACCCCCUAUGGCUGCGGAACGUGGCCUGCACUAUGGCUGGCAGAUACAUACAACUGGCCGCUGAACGGGGAGAUUGAUGUGCUGGAGACAACGAAUGGGGGAACGGAGGGGAACACGGUCACGCUGCACACUACCCAGGGCUGCAGCGUCAAGGGACGGCGCAAGCAGACGGGAAAGGCGCUGCACUCGACGUGCGACGAUCAGCACGGCACGGUGGGAUGCGAUGUGCAAGCUCCACCGGCUACAUAUGGCCCGGAGUUCAAUGAGAAUGGCGGAGGUGUCUAUGCGGUUGAAUUGCAACACGCAGGGAUUCGGGUCUGGAUGUUCCCUCGUUCCUCUAUACCAGAGGACCUUGUGAAACCCCACUACAGUCCUGACCCGUCCAGCUGGGGGACUCCCCUCGCCGACUUCCCCAGUACUAAUUGCUUCACGCCUCAGUACUUCCGAAACCAGAGUAUCAUCAUCAACAUCGAUCUGUGCGGUGAGAUGGGCGCCCAGCCCGAGGUGUAUUCGGAUUUGUACAACUGCCCAGCGACGUGCGAGGAGUAUGUUUCCGGCAACGCGCGGGAAUUCUCAGAGGCGUACUGGGAGUUUGGGUGGUUCCGUGUCUAUCAAAGCAGAUGA
Molecule: messenger RNA, 1167 nt
Organism: Aspergillus clavatus NRRL 1
Lineage: Eukaryota; Fungi; Ascomycota; Eurotiomycetes; Eurotiales; Aspergillaceae
Product: glycoside hydrolase family 16 protein
Exons: 3
Coding region: 1-1167 (388 amino acids)
Biological process (GO): glucan catabolic process
Molecular function (GO): hydrolase activity, hydrolyzing O-glycosyl compounds
Source: RefSeq, a predicted model, not a curated record